Messenger RNA from Raphanus sativus (radish), 979 nucleotides. Its product is annotated as probable 6-phosphogluconolactonase 2. Gene Ontology annotation, molecular function: 6-phosphogluconolactonase activity. The coding region runs from base 71 to 847 and encodes 258 amino acids. The transcript is spliced from 3 exons. Gene Ontology annotation, biological process: carbohydrate metabolic process; pentose-phosphate shunt. The record is from RefSeq and is a predicted model, not a curated record. Lineage: Eukaryota; Viridiplantae; Streptophyta; Magnoliopsida; Brassicales; Brassicaceae.
CACUUGUAUAUUGCCAUCAUCAUCACCAUAACAAUUACCAUCAUAAGUGUCAUCAUCAUCAUCUAGUUAAAUGGCUCCGGUGAAGAAGAUAAUAUUCAAAACAAAGGAUGAAUUGGCGGUGGAGCUGGCCAAAUACACGGCGAAUCUCUCCUCUAAAUUCUGCAAAGAAAGAGGAAUUUUCACCGUUGUUCUCUCUGGCGGCGACCUCAUCUCCUGGCUCUGGAAAUUGUUGGAACCUCCAUAUGCUGAUUCAAUUGAAUGGUCUAAAUGGCACAUCUUUUGGGUGGAUGAGAGGGUUUGUGGUUGGGAUAAUGCGGAUAGCAACUAUAAACUCGCCUACGAUGGUUUUCUCUCUAAAGUCCCUAUUCCGGCCGAGAACAUCUAUGCCAUCGACAAAGGGCUCGGGGCUGAAGGCAAUGCUGAGCUCGCAGCCGAACGGUAUGAGGAAUGCCUCAAACAAAAGGUUAAUGAGAACAUAAUCCGAACAUACAAGUCCUCAGGUUUCCCACAGUUCGAUCUCCAGCUUCUAGGAAUGGGACCAGACGGUCACAUGGCGUCUUUGUUCCCGGGACAUGAUCAGAUCAAUGAGAAAGUGAAAUGGGUUACAUUUAUUACCGAUUCACCUAAACCCCCACCAAAAAGGAUCACUUUUACUCUACCGGUUAUCAAUUGUGCUUCAUACAACGUUAUGGCCGUAUGUGAUAAAGAACAAGCUGAUUCGGUUGAGGCUGCUCUUACUCAUACCAAAGAUGUACCAGCUGGUAGGCUAACCGCGGAUGUUGAAGUGGUCUGGUUCCUUGACCAAGCAGCUGCAUCUAAACUCAAAGGCUGGUGCUCUAUCCUUUGAUCAUUGUAUCGGUUUGGUUUGGUUCAUUUGUAAACCGUGUAUUGCUAUUACUGCUGUGCACCAUACCAAAUGACUAAUCUGGUUUUCAAGUUUCCUCUUCCUUUUUAAUAAUAACUAGAUUUUGAUCCGUUA